Ophidiomyces ophidiicola is the source of this 2907-nucleotide messenger RNA. It is a transcript of the gene utp13, whose product is annotated as U3 small nucleolar RNA-associated protein 13. The transcript is spliced from 2 exons. Lineage: Eukaryota; Fungi; Ascomycota; Eurotiomycetes; Onygenales; Onygenaceae. Gene Ontology annotation, molecular function: protein binding; U3 snoRNA binding. Gene Ontology annotation, cellular component: 90S preribosome; nucleolus; small-subunit processome. The coding region runs from base 1 to 2907 and encodes 968 amino acids. Gene Ontology annotation, biological process: endonucleolytic cleavage to generate mature 5'-end of SSU-rRNA from (SSU-rRNA, 5.8S rRNA, LSU-rRNA); endonucleolytic cleavage in 5'-ETS of tricistronic rRNA transcript (SSU-rRNA, 5.8S rRNA, LSU-rRNA). The record is from RefSeq and is a predicted model, not a curated record.
AUGUCGAAGAUCAACGUGAAAACCACCUUUGAUGUCACGAAGACAAUCCGUCCAAUUUAUACUGGAGGAAGCCUCUCGCUUGAUGGAAGCGGGCAGGUGUUAGCAUCGUGCAUUGGUGAAGAUACGGUUCUGGUUGACCUAGAGACUGGCCAACAGCUUGCUAGUAUUGAAGGACCAACGCAAGGAUGGGGAACCGAUUACCAGUAUAUUGAGUAUGUAUGGUGCAAACCAUAUCUUUCAGAAUUUAUCUCAUUUUCCAUAGUAACUCCUUUGGCCUCGCAUCUUGCAAUAUGUUCUCGAUCCUUGUCUAUGCGCAUAUUUUCCCUUUCAAAGUCGUCGGACUCGAAACUCAUAUUCCCCAAGCUUUUACGAUCCCUCAAGCCCCAUACCUCACCAGUUGUGGCCACUGCUGUUGACCAUACUGGGUCGCUGCUUGCAACGGGAAGUGCAGAUGGAUCAAUCAAAAUAUGGGAUAUCAAGCGGGGUUACGCGACUCACACAUUCCACGGCCAUGGAGGCGUUGUUUCAGCUCUUUGUUUUUUUGAAACGGCAAACGGAAAAGAAGAGCAUCGUAAAGGUGCAAAAAGAGCAAGAAAGAUUGGAGAAGAUUCGGACUUGAGCUUUAUUGCCUUGGACGGAGCCACAGAGCCAGCAGAGGUUACAGGGGGUUUUCGUCUUGCGUCGGGCAGUGAAGAUGGGCAGAUACGAGUCUGGGAUCUCUUUAAAAAGAAAUGCAUUGCUUCCCUGGAGUCUCAUGUAUCUGUUGUACGGUCUCUAUCGUUCUCUGGAGCCAGGAACUCCUUACUUUCGGCUGGUAGGGAUAAAGCCGUUAUAACAUGGGAUGCGACAACUUGGCAAAUGAAAAGGAUAAUUCCUGUUCUCGAGAGCGUAGAGGCUGCAGGAUACUUAGUAGAUGGCUCAUUAUUCUAUACUGGCGGAGAAAAUGGCCGCCUGCGAAUAUGGGAUCCUGCCAGAGGCAGUGAAGUGACCCAGGAACAAGAUGCUGCCUCAGAACAAGAAGGUAUCGUUGCAAUUGAGCACUCCACUGGACAACCUUUUAUUGUUACAGUACAUGUUGAUCAGACGUUGAAAUUUCACUCCAUUACACCCCUGGCUGCCUUUAGCUCUGGAAUGAAAAUUGACUCACUACCUAUCAUCCGCCAUGUCGCCGGGAACGAUGAUGAAAUUAUUGAUUUAGCCUGCGUCGGGCCAGACCGCUCCCUGCUUGCUAUGGCUACAAACUCGGAGUAUGUCCGGAUCGUGUCUACGAAAUCAACCGAGAAUACCGUUGGCAAACCGUAUUUUGGUGCCGAUAUAUCCCGCCUAGAAGGCCACGACGAUAUUAUUAUUUGUAUUGACGUCGACUGGUCUGGUCACUGGCUUGCGACAGGUGCAAAAGAUAACUCUGCAAAACUAUGGCAAAUAGACCCCGCUUCACACUCGUAUUCCUGCUUUGCAACAUUUACUGGACACGCUGAGUCGUUGGGAGCUAUUGUGCUAUCUCGAAAUCCGCCUCCAACGGACUCCCCAGCUUUCAAAGACCCCCUUAAUCACCCCCCAAACUUAUUAGUUACCGGCUCUCAAGAUCGUACCAUCAAGCGAUGGGACACGGGAAAGUUGAAAUCAUCAACGGCACACCCAAAAGCGACGUAUACCAGGAAGGCUCAUGAAAAAGAUAUCAACGCACUGGAUUUAAAUCACAAUGAUACCCUUCUUGCAUCAGCUUCUCAAGAUCGUACAGCUAAAAUAUGGUCCCUCGAGGAUGGUUGUGUCCUUGGAAUUCUUCGCGGUCAUAAGAGAGGCGUGUGGUCAAUUCGCUUUGCCCCUAAAGAAAUGCCUCCAAUUAAUUCAAAAUCAUCUGCAAGUAUGAGCAGGGGUCUUAUAGCUACUGGCUCUGGGGACAAAACCAUAAAACUGUGGAGUCUUUCAGACUAUAGCUGUCUAAUGACAUUUGAGGGGCAUUCCAACAGCGUUCUGAAAGUCAUUUGGUUAUCACCCCCGCGUAUUUCUGGUGCUGAUGGAGAUUUGUCUUCCCAAGGCGCCAUACAAGUUCAUCCGCUCGUUGUGUCGGCUGCAGCAGAUGGAUUGGUCAAAAUUUGGUCUCCAUAUACUGGAGAAGUGGAAGCCACCUUGGAUAACCAUACAGACCGUGUUUGGGCCCUUGCUACUCCCUUCCCACCCUCUGCGAUCCCGAAUAUAUCGGCUACUGAAUCCCCUUGGCUCGAUUUUUCGCUACUUUCCGGAGCUGCAGAUUCAACAGUAUCGUUUUGGAAAGACACAACUUCGGCUACACUGUCUGCUGCUAUAUCGGCGAAUUCAGAGCGCAUAGAACUGGAUCAACAAUUACAAAAUUUCAUAAAUGCUGGUGCCUAUCGAGAGGCCAUCACUCUGGCACUCCAACUAAAUCAUCCCGCACGACUUUUUUCGCUGUUUGCUACUGCUAUUGAUACAGAAUAUGCAGCUGCGCCGAAGACACUCAGUGGGAAUGCAGAUAUAGAUCAUGCGAUCCAAUCUAUUUCCAUGGAUCACUUGUACCUUCUUCUUCUACGAAUUCGAGAUUGGAAUACCAAUGCGCGCACGUCACGCGUUUCCCAACGAUUGCUUUACGCUCUAUUCAAAUCUUAUCCCCCAUCGACAUUUAUUGACUUAGCAUCUCGCUCCAACUUUAUACCCUCUCAUGGCAAAGGGAACAAAGAUGCGGAGCUAAAAGAUGUCUUGCAUGCUUUGGCAGUGUAUACGGAGAGACAUUAUAAACGGGUUGAAGAUUUAGUAGAUGAAAGUUAUUUGGUCGAGUGGGUUUUAGGAGAAAUGGAAGGUAUGGAUAUGGAUAUUGACUCGGUAGGCGGCGAUCGAAGUGCAACUGUGAUUGCUGGAGCAGGGGAUGUGGCUAUGAUUGACUGCCCUUAG